Morus notabilis is the source of this 822-nucleotide messenger RNA. RefSeq lists its product as uncharacterized. The transcript has a single exon. Bases 1 to 822 code for a protein of 273 amino acids. Lineage: Eukaryota; Viridiplantae; Streptophyta; Magnoliopsida; Rosales; Moraceae. The record is from RefSeq and is a predicted model, not a curated record.
AUGCGAGUAGAAAAGGCGAGUAGCUCCAUUCCCGCUAUCGAAGACAUAACGAAGGUUGCAUGGGGUACACAACUGUCGGAGUGGAUUUCCAAUAUCGUGCCACCCAAGUACGGAUCUGUCAGCUUUGAUAAGUUCGACGGAACAUCCGACCCAAAUGAGCACCUUCUGCAGUUCAAAAUUGUCGUCUUUCCGACGCCUAUCCCAACUGGGAUCGUCAACGAGAUGAUGUGUAAAUUGUUCGCCCAAAGCUUGAAGGGACUGACCCUCAGAUGGUACAGCAAUCAGCAACCUCAGUCGAUUGAUAGCUUUGCCGACCUAUCAGAUGUCUUUAUUACGAAUUAUGCAAUCGACAUCGAAUCUGGAAAGACGACGAAGGAUCUCUGGGGGGUCGUUCAACGAGUCGGAGAGCCGCUGAAGUCAUACAUCGACAGGUUCAACGUGGCCCUGUCAAAAAUAACGGGGCUCGACGAUGGAGCGGCGAGGGAGGCACUGAAGAAAGGGCUGCUCCACAAGUCCAAAUUUAAGGAUAGCAUAUGCUCUGACUAUCCAAAAUCGAUCAGAAGCGCUCUCAACAGGGCUAAAGGCUUCAUUGACCUUGAAGAAGAAGAUCUCCAAAUCGAGUGGGAACUCGCUCGUUCAAGGGAACAGAACAGGGACCCAGCUAACCGUCAGACAAGGCAGGACUGGAGGGAUAGAUCUCGACUGAUGAGAAGAGAGUCGAACCAAGAUGACAGAUCAAGGAAAGAGUAUAAGAGGCCGUUGUCACCCCCUACAUGGGCACUACAUGGUCGAUUGCAAAGCUUUAAGGGCCGAAAUAGUUGA